Molecule: messenger RNA, 1551 nt
Organism: Penicillium soppii
Lineage: Eukaryota; Fungi; Ascomycota; Eurotiomycetes; Eurotiales; Aspergillaceae
Product: RCC1-like domain-containing protein
Exons: 3
Coding region: 1-1551 (516 amino acids)
Cellular component (GO): cytoplasm
Molecular function (GO): guanyl-nucleotide exchange factor activity
Source: RefSeq, a predicted model, not a curated record
AUGCCUCCUAAGAAGAACACUGCUGAGCCUAAGGCAUCGAGAGAAACACCAUCUCCCCAAGAAGAAGCCUGUGAAGGAGGAAAAGAAGUUGCGAAGCCAAGGAAGAUGACUGCCUCUGCCAAAUCCACUUCGACCAAGGCGACCGCGACCGCCGCGACGAAGAAGCGCAAAGCUGACGAGGAAGAGGAGAAGCCCCGUGAGACUAAGCGCUCUCGUGUUGUCGCCAAACCUCGCCAGCCCAAGGCCAAACCAACCAAGGCUGUCAUUAACAAGGCCUCAACUACGAAGCUGAAUGUAUUCGUCUGCGGCGAGGGUAGCUCCGGUGAGCUGGGUUUAGGCACAGCCAAGAAUGUCAUCGAUGUCAAGCGCCCGCGUUUGAACAAGCUUUUGUCGGCCGAAGAAGUCGGAAUUGUGCAAGUUGCUGUCGGUGGCAUGCAUUGUGUCGCCUUGACUCACGACAACAAGAUCUUUACCUGGGGUGUGAACGAUCAAGGAGCUCUUGGAAGAGACACCAACUGGGAUGGUGGAUACAAGGAAGUGGAUAACAACAGCGACUCUGACUCCGAUGAUGAUGACAGUGGAUUGAACCCCCUCGAGUCCAAUCCUACUUCUAUUCCUGCCACCUCUUUCCCCGAGGGUACUGUGUUUGUUGAAGUCGCUGCUGCCGACAGCUCGAGUUUUGCCCUCACCGAUGAUGGCCUAGUCUAUGGCUGGGGUACCUUCCGAAGCAACGAUGGAAUUCUCGGUUUCAACGCUAAUCAGCUUGUUCAAACGACCCCGUUGCUGAUCGACUCUCUCAAGAAAAUCAAGCACCUGACGUGCGGAGCCAACCACGUACUUGCGCUGAAUGACCAAGGUCGCGUUUUCUCGUGGGGUUCCGGACAACAGAACCAGUUGGGUCGUCGAAUCGUGGAGCGCAACAGACUGAAUGGUUUGCAGCCUCGGGAAUUCGGUCUCCCCAAGAACAUUGUUUGCAUUGGUAGUGGUUCAUACCAUUCAUUUGCUGUGACUGCAACAGACAAGGUCUUUGCUUGGGGUCUGAAUAGUUUCGGUGCGACUGCACUCCGCGAGGGCGCUGGUGACGACGAAGCUGCUAUUGUUCACCCAGUCGAGGUCGACGCACUCAGCGGUCGAGGCAUCACUCAAAUCAGCGGUGGCGCUCACCACUCGAUUGCCAUUGCCCGUGAUGGCGAGUGCUUGGUAUGGGGUCGUCUCGACGGUUUCCAGAGCGGUUUGAAGAUCGACACACUUUCUGAUGAUUCCGUCAUCAAGGACGAGCGCUCCCGCCCCCGUAUUUUGAUGACCCCUACCGCUAUUCCCAGCUUCAAGGCCAAGGUCGUUGCAGCUUCCUCGGAUCAUAGCCUUGCCAUCGAUGUUGAUGGCCGUGCGUGGUCUUGGGGAUUCUCUGCUACUUACCAGACUGGACAAGGCACACAAGAUGACAUUGAAGUGGCCACUGUCAUUGACAACACUGCUACUCGCGGAAAGAAGUUGAACUGGGCGGGUGCUGGCGGUCAAUUCUCUGUGUUUACAGAACCCGCUAGCCUGUGA